Molecule: messenger RNA, 216 nt
Organism: Ostertagia ostertagi
Lineage: Eukaryota; Metazoa; Nematoda; Chromadorea; Rhabditida; Trichostrongylidae
Source: the annotation of a GenBank genome assembly
GCCCCGAUAUAUGCUGUUCUUCUUCUUGGAAUCUAUGCUUUGGGAUCAGUGGUCUAUGGCGUUGCGACGUUUAACGAUUGCCCAACUGCUAAAGAGGAGCUAGUACAAGUUCGGGACCUAUGGAGCUUCAGAGGACGUUGCUAUGACUGGAAAUUUAGCCGGGACAUAAACAAAUAUGGCCGAGACAUUGAACCAAAGUUUGAUCAAAAUGCGGAG